AUGAGAGCCAUAUGCGUGUUUGCCCUCCUGCUGGCCUGCUGUGCCUGGGCUGUGUGCGGCCAAGCGGGCCCCGGCGAUGACCUGGUCGCCGCCAACACCACCCUUCCCACCACCUCUGUCGUCCAGCAGCCGGAGCCUGGUGUCUGGGACAAACCCAUCCACUUCAACACCAAGGCCAAGGAUGCAUGCACCAUGGUGGUCUCAGGUCAUGGCCUAAUGACGAAGCUGCGCGUGACCUGCAGGAGCAAGGGUCGCUCAUACUGGUGCGAGUACCUGGGCCGGCCCAACGUGUGCCGUCCGUACAAUACCAAACCGCGGCACUACUUCACGCAGAUCAUGUGGGACAUGCGCAAGCUGCACAAUGCCUGCCAGGGCCUGCACUCCUACAAGCCAAAGAUGUGUCAUGCAAGCCCUGCCGAGGCCCAGGUAGUCUUCCACAAGUCCUGGCCCCGGGCCACCAAGCCCAAGACGCCACCGCCCGCCAAGUUGCCCAAGCCAGGCAAGCCCAGCGUCUCCAAGACCGCUCCACCCCGGAAGCCAAUGAAAGGCACCACGCUGGCACCUAUGGAGGUGGCGGAGAGCUCUGCCGACAAACUGGCCAAGGAGUACUGCUGGAAGAGCCUCCAGGGCGUCUGCACCUACAUCAUCAGCUGGUUCCAGAACUGA
Molecule: messenger RNA, 666 nt
Organism: Electrophorus electricus (electric eel)
Lineage: Eukaryota; Metazoa; Chordata; Actinopteri; Gymnotiformes; Gymnotidae
Gene: fgfbp2b
Product: fibroblast growth factor binding protein 2b
Biological process (GO): cell-cell signaling
Molecular function (GO): growth factor binding
Source: RefSeq, a predicted model, not a curated record